AUGGCGGUCCGCGCAAGCUUUGAAAACAGUAACGAAGUCGGCGUCUUCUCCACCCUAACGAACUCUUACGCCCUCGUCGCCGUCGGUGCCUCGGAAAACUUCUACUCCAUCUUCGAAGCCGAACUCCAAGACGUCAUCCCAAUCUGCCACUGCACGAUCGCCGGAACACGAAUAAUUGGCCGUCUGACAGCUGGAAACCGCAAAGGUCUACUCGUUCCCACAUCGACAACGGACCAGGAGCUUCAGCAUCUACGAAAUAGCAUACCCGAUGAGGUCAAGAUUCAAAGGAUAGAGGAGAGGUUAUCAGCACUUGGCAAUGUCAUAUGUGCGAACGAUCAUGUUGCUUUGGUCCACCCGGAUCUGGAGCGCGAGACCGAGGAGAUUGUAGCUGACGUGCUCGGGGUAGAGGUCUUCAGACAGACGAUCGCGGAUAAUGUUUUGACUGGCUCAUAUAUGGCUCUCUCGAAUCAAGGCGGUAUCGUGCACCCGAAGACUUCGAUACAGGACCAGGAUGAGCUAUCGAGUCUGCUUCAAGUACCACUGGUUGCUGGGUCGGUCAACAGAGGUUCCCCUGUAGUGGGAGCUGGCAUGGUUGUCAACGACUGGAUGGCUGUGACUGGUCUUGAUACCACGGCUACAGAGCUUAGUGUUGUUGAGUCGGUGUUCAAGCUUGGAGAGGGCAUGGCACCAGGGGCAAUCAACACGACCAAUAAGGAGACUAUGGUUGAGUCUUUCUACUAA
Messenger RNA from Recurvomyces mirabilis, 741 nucleotides. RefSeq names its product Eukaryotic translation initiation factor 6 (gene TIF6). Gene Ontology annotation, biological process: ribosomal subunit export from nucleus; maturation of LSU-rRNA; cytosolic ribosome assembly. Bases 1 to 741 code for a protein of 246 amino acids. The record is from RefSeq and is a predicted model, not a curated record. The transcript is spliced from 2 exons. Gene Ontology annotation, cellular component: nucleolus; cytosol; preribosome, large subunit precursor. NCBI's taxonomy places the organism in Eukaryota, Fungi, Ascomycota, Dothideomycetes, Mycosphaerellales, Teratosphaeriaceae. Gene Ontology annotation, molecular function: ribosomal large subunit binding.